AUGCCUAACGAGUUCUUGAAGGACGAAAAGUUCUUGAGAAUUAGAAAGCUUAAUGCUGAAGAUGGUGCUGCAAAGAGAAAGUCCGUUGUCCUUUCAGACAAUGAAUAUGAUGAUGAUUCUUUUCUAAACUUAGUAGAAGAAGUUAAACUGGCUGAAAGCAGUGCAACUGCUGUGGCAAGUGGCUCUGAAAUUUCAGAUAAAAUACUACCAAGUGAAUUGACCUCUGAUGAUGUUGCCAUUGAAGAUGAAGAAGAAGAUGAAGAUGGAAUUGAAUUGAAAAAAUUAUCAAAACAAAUAUCAAGGGCUCAAUCACCUGGGACCGAAGAACGUAUUAUACAAAGUCAUGUUAAACAUUUACAUGGUAAGGAAAAAUUAAGGUAUAGACGUGAUUCAAAAGAAUUCGUUUCUUACUUCAACGAUGUUAAAUUCGAAGAAAGACCUUCUAUCUUGGAUGGUUCAAUCAAUGUUCCUUAUCAAGAAUCAUUUAAUGGUCCUACUUUGGAAAAAAUUAUGAAACAAAGAGAAAAGGAGAAAUUAAGUAACAAUGGUGUAGUUCAACAAUCAAGUUUUGCGGGUAUUUACGUUUUAUUUUGGAUGGCUUUAUCAUUCUCUGCUAUGAGAACUUUUAUCGAUUAUUACAAUCAAAAUAAUGGUGUCACACAAUCUGAAAUCUUAAAUUUUAUGACUUCUGAUUUAUUCACUAUCGCACUAGUCGAUUUUUGCAUGUAUUUGGGUAUUUGGGUAAUUUUUGCUAUUCAAUGGUUAUGUAGAUAUAAAUUUAUCCAAUGGCGUAAAUUUGGUUGGAAUUUUACCGCCUACUACGAACCGGUUUACGUCAUCUUUUUCAUCAUUUUAACUGAAAAUAUCCUACAUUUACAUUGGAUUGCCAAAAUUUUCCUAUUCUUACAUUCAUUAGUCUUAUUAAUGAAGAUGCAUUCUUUUGCAUUCUUCAAUGGUUAUUUAUGGGACGUUAAAGAAGAGUUAGAAUACUCAGAAAAUGCUUUGAGUAGAUAUAAAGGCACUGAUAAAGAAGUAACCGAUGUUUUGAAGAAGAGUAUUAGUUUCUGUAAGACUGAAUUAGCUUCUUCAUCUAAUAAAAGUCAGAAGUUCCCAAAAAAUAUUAAUGUUCAAAACUACUUCAUGUAUACUAUGUUCCCAACAUUAGUUUACCAAACAGAAUAUCCAAGAACAAAUAAAAUUAGAUGGCGUUAUGUUGCUGAAAAGUUAAUUGCUACCUUUGGUAUUAUCUUCGUUAUGAUGGUUGUUGCUCAAACAUUCAUGUAUCCAAUUGCUAUGCGUGCCAUCGCAGUUCGUCAUUCUGAAUGGACCGGUUAUUUGGGUAGAUUGAAACAGUGGAUGAUGUUAUUGAUAGAUAUUGUUCCAGGUUUCAUUGUUAUGUAUAUGUUAAAUUUCUACUUGAUCUGGGAUGCAAUCCUAAAUGGUAUUGCAGAAUUAACAUGUUUUGCUGACAGAUAUUUCUAUGGUGAUUGGUGGAACUGUGUGGAUUGGAGUGAUUUUUCACGUAUUUGGAAUAUUCCUGUUCACAAAUUCUUAUUGAGACAUGUAUACCAUAGUUCUAUCAGUUGUUUGAAAUUAACUAAGUCUCAAGCAACUUUUAUGACUUUUUUCAUUAGUUCUGUUAUUCACGAACUUGCAAUGUAUGUCAUAUUCAAUAAGUUAAGAUUUUAUUUAUUCUUUUUACAGAUGUGUCAGUUACCUUUGGUUGCUAUGAGCAAGACCAAGUUCUUGAGGGAUAGGCCAGUUAUUGGUAAUGUUAUCUUUUGGAUUGGUAUCUGUACAGGUCCAAGUAUAAUGUGUACAUUAUAUUUGACAUUUUAA
Molecule: messenger RNA, 1839 nt
Organism: Vanderwaltozyma polyspora DSM 70294
Lineage: Eukaryota; Fungi; Ascomycota; Saccharomycetes; Saccharomycetales; Saccharomycetaceae
Gene: ARE2
Product: sterol acyltransferase
Exons: 1
Coding region: 1-1839 (612 amino acids)
Biological process (GO): ergosterol metabolic process
Cellular component (GO): endoplasmic reticulum membrane
Molecular function (GO): ergosterol O-acyltransferase activity
Source: RefSeq, a predicted model, not a curated record